GACGAAGCUUGCUUCCCCCCUCCCCGACUUUCUUUCCAUUCCCCUCUCUCUCUGGAUGCUACAAGCACUUUGGCUCCAGUUGGAAGCGACUUAAAAACUAACAUGGUUUAAUCCUCUAACUGCAUGUUGGGUAAAUUCAAAACCCGCACAUGGUCAUCCUCUGGUGGGGGAAUAAGUCGCAUCCGAUGGACAUUUUCUCUGCUUACAGCAUAGUAAUGAAUGUCUGACAGGCGCGACCUUUCAUAAGACAGCCUACAUUAUUGGCUUCCUGCCCAGAAUAUUGCUGCAACACUAUCUGUGAUUGGUUAUCUCUCUAUCAUGCCUUGCUUCAGAAGGGGAAAACGGCCCCCUUUUUAAUAAAUCUGUGAUGGCUGGCUGCAAUAUGCUAUACUGUUGGUACUAAGAAGUGCCUUUCCUGACGUCUCUGCUGCUUGGAAUCGCUUCUAGAGCAGUCUCUGCUUUUUGCCUUGCUUGCUGCCAGCUAGACUGCGAGGACGCCACAUCCACCCUCACCUCUCGCCCAGCCACCCCUCCCCUCUAAGCAUCAGGCAUUGCCCUAGGCUGCUUUAGUUAUUCUUACAGAAAUAAAAGUUUGCUGGAAAAGUGAGCUGUCUUCUGCCAGGAAAAGAAAGAAAGAAAGGGGGAAAAAAAAUCCAAGAGGAGAGGAAAAAAAAAUCCAAACCAGUUUCUCGAUUUGUUGCUCUAAACUGCUGCAUCUGUCUGUGCCAAACUAAUCAUUACCAAUUGCACCACACCAAAAAUUAAGAAAGAAUAAUUAUUACAGAUUCAGCUGUGUGUGGAGACAACUUUUCCUGAGAGCAGCUUGAAAAAUUCUGUGUCGAAGGGUCUGCCACGUUUUUGCUGCUUGCAUUUGGGGCUCCGAUUCGGCAUUCAGAAUGGGUUACUGAAAGCACAAGGCUAGUUCCAAGGCACACUUUUAAAUGCUCCUCUUACUUUUGAUCCUAGCAUUUCUCUAAGUUUGACCCCCCCCUCUCUUUUGAUUGACAGUUUCAUGCUGUGACUUUCUAGAGGGAAUAUCUCUUCCUUGCUGUUGCAACAACACAAUUUUACAUCUUUUAACAUUGGGCUCGGGGACUGGGGAAAUAUUUUGGAGGUGACAUUUUUCAUCAUUUCCAGUCUUAUCAGUUUGGCCUUUUUUAAUUUGUUCAUUUCAUUGACAAUUUUAACUACCUGUAAAAUCUAAACAUGGCUGUAAGUGUCACACCAAUCCGGGACACAAAAUGGCUAACACUGGAAGUAUGUCGAGAGUUCCAAAGAGGGACUUGCUCACGACCAGAUACGGAAUGUAAAUUUGCACAUCCUUCGAAAAGCUGCCAAGUUGAAAAUGGACGUGUAAUCGCCUGCUUUGAUUCAUUGAAAGGACGAUGUUCAAGGGAGAACUGCAAAUAUCUUCACCCACCACCACACUUAAAAACACAGUUGGAGAUCAAUGGCCGCAAUAACCUGAUUCAGCAGAAAAACAUGGCCAUGCUGGCCCAACAAAUGCAACUAGCCAAUGCCAUGAUGCCUGGUGCCCCAUUACAACCAGUGAACCAUAUCCCUCAGACAUUCCAAAAAAGAGGGGGGGAGGGAUCUGCAUAUUUCAUCGACACUGAUUCCAUUUAUCAAUACCAAACACUAAAGCGAGAGGAGUGCAGUCCAAGCGGCACCCCUGGAUCUGUCAUUGUUUGCGCUCCACUUCAUGAGCCAAUGUUUUCAGUUGCACCAAGUCUAGCCACCAAUGCUUCAACAGCCUUUAACCCCUAUUUGGGGCCAGUUUCUCCUGGCUUGGUCCCAGCAGAGAUCUUGCCAACAGCACCAAUGCUGGUUGCAGGGAAUCCUGGUGUGCCAGUUCCUGCUGCUGCAGCAGCAGCAGCACAGAAGCUAAUGCGGACGGACAGAUUGGAGGUAUGUCGAGAGUAUCAGCGUGGCAACUGUAACAGAGGAGAAAACGAUUGCCGGUUUGCCCACCCUGCCGACAGUGCAAUGAUUGAUACCAACGACAAUACUGUUACUGUCUGCAUGGAUUACAUCAAAGGGAGAUGUUCAAGGGAAAAGUGCAAAUAUUUUCACCCUCCGGCCCAUCUGCAAGCUAAGAUCAAAGCUGCCCAGUACCAGGUCAAUCAAGCAGCAGCUGCUCAGGCAGCAGCUACUGCAGCAGCCAUGACUCAGUCGGCUGUCAAAUCACUGAAGCGACCCCUCGAGGCAACCUUUGACCUGGGGAUUCCUCAAGCUGUACUCCCCCCAUUACCAAAGAGGCCUGCGCUUGAAAAAACCAAUGGUGCCACCGCAGUCUUUAAUACUGGUAUUUUCCAAUACCAGCAAGCUCUUGCAAACAUGCAGUUGCAACAGCACACAGCCUUCCUCCCACCAGGCUCAAUAUUGUGCAUGACACCCGCUACAAGUGUUGUUCCCAUGGUGCACGGCGCUACGCCCGCCACUGUGUCUGCAGCAACAACAUCUGCCACAAGCGUCCCCUUCGCUGCAACUGCCACAGCCAACCAGAUUCCCAUAAUAUCUGCCGAACAUCUGACUAGCCACAAGUAUGUUACACAGAUGUAGACACUUAAUCAUCAAACAAUCAUAUGACAGAGAAGAGGACAGCGUGGUUGAGUGAAGAAUCAGGACAGGUCAUUAGCCAUAAUGUAUAUACCGUAAAGUAACAGCACCCAAAUUUCCUCAGCAGUAAGACAUCCACAUAUUGCAUGUUAACAAGAUGAAAUGACAACUUGGAAAUUCACUGCACACUGUUGCCUAUAUACUUUGUACAUUGAAUAGAUAUUUGUGCUGGGGUGAUCAUAUUGUCUAAAGCAGCCUUCCCUAACUUGGUGCCCUCCAGUUGUGUUGGUCUAUAAUUCUGGGUUGAAUCCUGGAAACUGCAGACCCAAGAAAGCUAAAGGGCAUCAGGUUGGAGAAUGCUAGUCUAAAGACUACAGCAUUGUCCAUCUUUUCUAGCACACAAGUAUGCAAUGCAUACCUAGCCGACGUAUGCAUUGGUAGACUCUUUUCCUACAUAAUCAUGUACGUCAUUUUGAAAAGACAGACUGUGAUGUAGCCAUAGAUCUAUAAUGUAUUGGUACGUCUGUAGACCAAGAUAUAAUUUUUAAAGUAAGUUUAUUAUCUCAAGGUUUACAAAUAACAAAAGGUGCACCUUGUAUUUAAAAUUGCCAUUAUAGAAGAGACCGUGCAUGCACAGUAUAAUUUUUUUCCUUUUUUGUUUUAAGAGUAAUAUUUUUAAAUGUAAUAGAUUGUAAGAAGUGGUAAAAGAGGUAUCUGACAGAGAUGAAUGUGCCAAGUAAAACCACAACUGUGUAUAUUUUUAAAGCACAUCAAUGGCUUUAAGUACCGUGUUGUUAAAGAUUUUCAUGAAGUGCCAUAGACUGUAAUCAAAGUAGAGUAUUAUUUCUUCAGUGUUACUUUAAGAGCCACAUUUUUGCUUUUUUUGCUAGUAGCUAAUCAGUCAAAGGGCACCCUUCUGUUUCAAACCAAAGCUGUCUCAGAAAUGGCCACCUCAGUUAAUAAUAGACAGCAUAUUUUUUUUUCUUUUUCAUUUUUUUAAAGCAAAAACAACCAUAGAUAUAUGGGUCAUUCCUACACAUACUGGAUAUAUAAACCUAUAAAUUAUUAUAAACAAUUGUAGUUGUAAUAGUUUUGCAAAGUAUACUGUAUAACAAACAAUAUACUAUUUUAAAAAGGGAAGAGCCAUUUCUGAGACAAUAUUAGAAAAAUGUCUGAAUAAUUUUAUUUUGCUUCAAUUUUCUAACCUCUGUCAAAAGUCCAAGAGACUCUAAAUGUGUUGAAGGAAAUGGGAUUUGCUUUUCUGAUCCAAUGCAUCACUUCAAAGUCACGCACUUCAAAAAAAAAUAGUGACUCUAAUCAUGGGAAAA
Molecule: messenger RNA, 3887 nt
Organism: Python bivittatus (Burmese python)
Lineage: Eukaryota; Metazoa; Chordata; Lepidosauria; Squamata; Pythonidae
Gene: MBNL1
Product: muscleblind like splicing regulator 1
Biological process (GO): regulation of RNA splicing
Cellular component (GO): cytoplasm; nucleoplasm
Molecular function (GO): RNA binding; metal ion binding
Source: RefSeq, a predicted model, not a curated record